AUGAAGGCGGCGGUUAGCGUGGCCGCAAGAACUGCAAGGCAGCGGAGCGUUUUGACUCUCGGCCGGAGGUUCCCAGUCUCGCUUCGAGCGCAGCAGCAGUUGAGGCCAUCGUCUCACCCCCUUGCAACCAGCGUAUCGUUCUCUACUGCGACGGAGUCCACCUCUGCUGGCAAGUCUCGUCGGUACUCGCCGCCGCCGCUGCCAGAGCCAACGUUCAUCGACGUGGACGGCAAGUGCACGAUUGAGUACAUCGACGUCAAGCCUGAGGAUCUCACGGCUACGACGCCCACGCUCGUGCUGAUCCAUGGCGCGCCAGGGACAUAUCGAGACUUCCGCCACCUCAUCCCGCUGCUGAAGGACCGCGGCGUGCGCGUCGUCGGCGUCAAUUUGCCCGGAUUCGCAGGCUCGACGAUUUUGGACACUUCCAACUACUACGAGCACAUCAGCGCAUUCCCCUCCGUCCAGCUCACGUACAAGGCCAUGCAGGGCGUGCUCAAGGACUGCGACAACGUGUUCGUGCUCGGCCACUCGUUCGGCGGCCACGCGGCCGUGCAUUUCACGGGCAUCAACGCGGACGAGCAGCAGAUCGGCAUCAAGGGGCUGGUACUUCUCGCUGGGGCCGGCCACCGGCCGCAUCAUGCGCUGAACCCCCGAUUGAACGAUCUGCUGUGGAAGAUGCUGCGGUCGGGCGUGCCGGUGGUGGAGGGCGUGUCCAAGUGGCUCGUCCGCCAGCUCUACAUCAAAUCGUUCAAGUUCCCGGACAGCAAACUGCCCGACUACUUCACUGCGGGCAUCGUGCGCUGCGCCACGGCCGACUUCCCUCUGUUCGCCCAGCAUUUGGAGAAGAACCGGUCGCUGCCCAGUUUCCUCGCGUGGGCCAAGGACGACGCGCUCAUCGAGGAGGAAAUCUUCCUGGACGUGAGCGCAGUGUGCCACCCCGGGCCGCGUCUGGCCUUCGAGCGCGGCGGCCACAACGUGCAGAAGACCAAAGCCAGCUUCUUGGCCGAUGAGCUUACGGCCUGGAUGACCAACGUGGUGCAGGGCAAGGAGCUGAGCGAAGUGUACUCGACCAACGUGGAAAUCCACCCCUAG
Phytophthora sojae is the source of this 1092-nucleotide messenger RNA. RefSeq lists its product as hypothetical. The transcript has a single exon. The coding region runs from base 1 to 1092 and encodes 363 amino acids. The record is from RefSeq and is a predicted model, not a curated record. NCBI's taxonomy places the organism in Eukaryota, Oomycota, Peronosporomycetes, Peronosporales, Peronosporaceae. Gene Ontology annotation, molecular function: catalytic activity.